ACAAUCCAGGUGACGUGUCUGCCCUCCCCCGGGCAGGUGAGACGGGAGGCGGAGUCAGAGAACAGGUGCACUGGCGAUGUGGAGCCCGUAAGACCCCCUUAAACCCAAGGCGGGACCCACCAAGGAAGGUUUGGAGGAGCCGCGAGCGCCGAGACAUGAGCACCACCAAGCAGUGGGAUAUCAGCAAGGCCCUGGCCGUCGCCAGUUUGUUCCAUUUCUUCCACAAUGUGGGGAAGUUCUGCCUGAUUCCCUUCCUCACCCUCUACUUCAGGCAGCUGGGCCUGGCAGCGCCCCUAGUGGGCAUCGUCAUUGGCUUCAAGCACGCGGUGCAUCUGCUCUGGGCCCCCCUGUGCUCCUUCCUGGCCAAGAGUCACCGCAAGCGAAGGUUUUUCAUCAUGGCGUCCCUGCUGCUCUCCGCGGGAGCUGGGGGCGUCUUUGCCUUCUACCCCCCAUUGGAUAAGAACAUUGCGUCCAUGUUCUGCAACACCAGCAUGCCAUGGAAGGAACAGUUCAACCCACCCGUAGGCAUCAGUGUUUCUGUCGAUGAAUAUUUCAACACCACCUAUGCAGCACCCAGCGACCAUCACACCACAGCAGGGGCACCUACUACCCUCAGAGACGGAGAACUGACCACAGAUAUCUCCAUAGACACCACAACAACUUCUCCACUUGACUUGGAGACCUCAGCGCCUCCGUUCUCCAGCUCAUCUCCCGCGACCAGCAAUAAAACUCUGGAACAUCGGACCAGGAAGGUUCCUGGUUCUGGAAAGACCCACAAAGCUAACGGCACCAAAGCCUCAGCCUCUAAUAGUAAGCAGAAAAGUCCUCCGAGCCACCGUACCUCCGCCUCUGGAACUCACCCCAAUGUUUCCCAGCACCCCUCGGCCAAUAGGAGAAAAGUCAGGGACGUUGGCCUUGAUUUUGCCGACACCUUCCUUGAUCCGGAACACAAAGUCUUCCUGAUUGUGUUGGGUUUGGUCAUUAUCUGGGAACUCAUGGCCGCCCCGUUAGAGUGGAUAGCCGACGACAGCCUGUAUGAAUACCUGGAUUUUGUGGACGCCACGGACAGACACGGCAAGCUUUGGAUCUGGGGGUACCUAGGGGCCAGCAUGGGCUCCAUCUUCAUCGCCUUCCUGGUAGACAACCUCAACUGCUUCGUCAUCUUCAACAUCCCCAGAGUCUCCUUCCAUUUCUUCUGCUACGGCGGCUUCCUGGUCAGCACCUUGUUCCUUAGCGCCCUCUACCCGAUUCACGUUUCCAAGAAAACGGAACAUUCCAACAAAACCGUCAAAGCCCUGGGAUUCCUUGGCAGCGACGGCCGCAUCGUUCUAACUGCCCUCACCGUGUUUCUACUGGGGGCUGUAGGGUCCACCACCCAGAACUUCCUUUUCUGGCAGAUGCAGGACGCAGGCAGCGGCGAGUUGUACAUGGGACUUUCUGUCGCCGCCGGGCUACUCGCCGAACUUACCCUUUACUUUUUCCGGAACAAGAUCCUGAAGGUGUUGACCUUUAAGUGGAUGGUGGUUCUGGGGUUACUCAGUCUGGGGGUCCAGGUUUUGUACUAUUCCUUCCUGUGGGCUCCCUGGUCGGUUCUGGCCGUUCAGCUGCUCAAUGCUUUUAGCAGCGGCGUAAUCUGGUGGGCCAUUAACUCCCAAGUGGUGGACGUGGCGAGCCCUGGCACGGAGAGAUCCCUGCAGCUGGCCCUACGGUGGCUCGCCUACGGCUCUGGCGCCAGCACCGGGAGCUUCGCCAGCGGCUUUGUCAUUACCAGAUUCAGCCUUGCGGUGCUGUACCAGGCCUGCUGCAUCAUUUUACUCCUAUGGAUUGCCGUCUUUCUCUUGGUACAGCCCAAACUGCCCAACAUCAAGAAAAUAAACUACUCGCGGCUGCUGGCCGCCGACAACAGCGACAUGAGCGAUUCCGACGAAGAACAGGACCGGGACUGGCUAGUAACUGCCAUGAAAGACGAGAAUUCCAAUAGGAAAUGGUAGCCCCUUGGGGAAUAACAGGGUGCCGGGGGGGGGCAGAACUUAACCAUCGGACUGUGACGUUCCGGAAUGUAAAUAAUGUUAUUGUCUUCCAAUGGAUAAACCAUAUUUUACUAUAAUACCUCUUAUGAUUAUUUAUAUUUAUAUCAGUGUUACGUGUGGCCCCCGGGUUUCUAUGGUUUGUAAAUAUGUUUUCUCGCAAUUAUUUCUGGGAGGAAAAAAAUGUGUCCAACUGUGAUCCAAUUGUGUCUCUUACGGCCAAACGCUUGGGAGUAGAACCUUUUUCGUUCCGGUGUGCCAUGUUUAUUAAAUAAGAUUGAACCCA
Molecule: messenger RNA, 2313 nt
Organism: Xenopus tropicalis (tropical clawed frog)
Lineage: Eukaryota; Metazoa; Chordata; Amphibia; Anura; Pipidae
Gene: mfsd6l
Product: major facilitator superfamily domain containing 6-like
Exons: 2
Coding region: 156-1991 (611 amino acids)
Cellular component (GO): membrane
Source: RefSeq, a predicted model, not a curated record